Molecule: messenger RNA, 3289 nt
Organism: Ciona intestinalis (vase tunicate)
Lineage: Eukaryota; Metazoa; Chordata; Ascidiacea; Phlebobranchia; Cionidae
Source: RefSeq, a predicted model, not a curated record
AGUCGGCCGGCUUUUGCUGCUCGUUUUCCCGCGGAUGAGCGAACUUAUUCCUGAUCUCUGCUUAGCGAAUUCUUAUUACUGUAGCACCUUUUAUAGUAACAGUAGUGAUUGAUCUAUGACUACUUCUCUUUGGUAACCUGUGCGUCGAAUAACUGAAGUGCAAAGACGGAAAUAAUUUCGAAUAACCAACAAAGAAACCGGAAAGACGAAGGAUUUACCUCGAACACGGGACAUGUUCCCAAACAGACCCCAAGCGCCUCCUGGGCCCGGCCAACCAUUUGGCAACAUGAUUGCUGAAACAUGCGACCGAAUCAAGGAAGAAUUCAAUUAUUUGCAAGCUCAACACCACAACCUCAAGCUAGAUCGGGAAAAACUGGCAUCGGAAAAGACGGAAAUGCAACGCCACUAUGUGAUGGUAAAUGCAAGAAUUAAAUUGGCUCUAAACCAGCCGCUGUUUAAAAUCAGGGAAACUCUAACCGAUUCUUUGUUUCAGUACUACGAGAUGUCUUACGGAUUGAACAUUGAAAUGCAUAAGCAGACGGAAAUAGCAAAGCGAUUGCACGCCAUCAUAUUGCAAGUGAUGCAUUACCUGUCACAAGAGCAACAACAACAAGUCGCAUCUGCCGUGGACCGCGCAAAACAAGUUACGAUGCCCGAACUCAAUCAAGUCAUUGGCCAGGCUCAACAAGGGCAAUUCCAGCUCCACCACCCGACAGCUCCCAUACCCGGUAUGCCCCACCCUCCAGGACUCCCUCCUCCCCCACAUCUUCCCUCCUCCUCCGCAGCCGGACUCCUUGCGCUCUCCCAGGCUGCUCUGGGCGGAGUGCAACCUCCUCAUCCGUUAAACGCGGCAGCUGUUGCCGCCGUUGCAGCCGCAAAAGAGGAAAUGCGAGGCACUGAUACCGCUGCCGCUGCUGCGUUUGCUUCUUCCUCAGCAAGAGAUCGGGAACGUGAUCGGGAACGGGAGCGAGAAGGGAGACAUCCAUCGGUGUCCCCUGCUGCGAUGAACGGUUUUCCCCGAAGAGAGGACUUCCCAUCUCACAGCUCCGCUUCCCAUCCACCUCAUCCUUCCUCUACAGCGAACUCCCGUCCUCCCAUCGCCCACCAUCACCAUGGUAACAACCACCAUCACGAUUCGGACACACCAAACAAAAGAAGGAAACUCGAAAAAGAGGAUUCGGACGCCGAAAAAAGCGACCACGAACUAGUUGUGGAUGUCUCCAACGACGAACGAAACAGCCCUCUUAAUGUCGACCGACACUCACCCCGUGAAAAUGGCGUAAGCGAGCCGUCUAGCGGUCACCCACAGCCAACAAACAACCACCAGAUGCCACCAAGGAGUGUUGCGGCGUUCCCCCACAAGAAAGAGGUUUCAGGCAAUCACACGGGACCAGGGAGUCCAGCUUCGGUCGGCUCAUCUGGCAGUGGACAUUCAAGACAAUUUCAACCUAAACAAGAAUUAGUUCAUCGCGAGCAAUCUUCGAAAUCCGUGAGUCCCCAAGCCCGUCCAUCAAGCAUGCAUAGUGCUUCAGGUAGCCCCAACCUGCCAAGACAACCUAAUGGUCCUCCCCGUUCUAUGUCUGAUGCCAUGGUUCGACCACCAGUAUCGUUAGCUUACGGACCAGCAGGAUACCCUGGCAUGGUCCACCCUGGUAUGCCACAAGGCCACGGGUUGUAUGAUAACCUACAUGGACUUCCACCCAACGUUAACCCAGCACUUGCAGCAGCUGCAGCUCACUACAGGAACCCAAUUGCCGGGUACGAUGCACGAGGAGGGAUACCACCACACGUUAUGCAACAUAUGACUAAACCGGGUGUUUCAUUCCAUGUCAGUGGAGAAGGUCAACCUCCACAGCCAGUCCAGUUCCCAGCUGAUGCUCUGAUUGGACCGGGUAUUCCUCGUGGAGCAAGACCCCUCCUAAGUUUGUUGCACGGCGAAGUUGUUUGUGCUGUGACAGUGAGCAACCCGACACGACACGUCUACACUGGUGGCAAAGGAUGCGUCAAGAUUUGGGAUAUGAACACAUCUAAUGGUGUUACGGGUGGUCCAGUCAUCAAACAGACACCAGUGUCGCAACUAGACUGUCUUCAACGUGACAGUUACAUUAGAUCUUGUAAACUAUUGCCUGACGGUCGUACGUUGUUAGUCGGUGGAGAAGCAAGCACGUUAUCAAUUUGGGAUUUAGCAGCUCCAACACCAUGCAUAAAGGGAGAACUGACAUCCGGUGCGUUAGCCUGUUACGCUCUCGCUAUCAGUCCAGAUUCGAAACUGUGUUUCAGUUGUUGCAGUGAUGGUAACAUUGCUGUAUGGGAUCUUCACAAUCAGAAGGUUAUUCGGCAAUUUCAAGGUCACACGGACGGUGCAAGUUGCAUUGAUAUUUCUCCUGAUGGUACAAAGUUAUGGACCGGUGGUUUGGACAAUACAGUUCGAUCAUGGAAUCUAACUGCCGGAAAACAACUUGAUCAAUACGAUUUCCCGUCGCAAAUCUUUUCGCUUGGAUAUUGUCCGUCGGGCGAAUGGCUCACCGUCGGAAUGGAGAACAGCACAGUUGAAGUGUUGCACGACACUAAACCAGAGAAAUAUCAGCUCCAUCUCCACGAAAGCUGCGUUCUUUCCCUCAAGUUCGCUCACUCAGGCAAAUGGUUUAUCAGCACAGGGAAGGACAAUAUGCUCAACUCCUGGCGCACGCCAUACGGUGCAAGUAUUUUUCAGCACAAAGAAUCCUCGUCUGUCCUUAGCUGUGACAUUUCGCUUGAUGAUCGAUAUAUCGUCACCGGCUCUGGUGAUAAAAAGGCAACAGUUUACGAAGUUAUGGCAUAGUGGGGAGUUGUAUUUUCGUCCCAAUGCCCACGAAUACGAUGCCCUUUCUAUCUCGUCUACAUUUCUGAUCGAAAGUUCUUAUUCUUUCGAAGAGUUAAAAAUAAGCUGGAAAACGUGUGCAUGUUGGAAUUGGUGAACUUGUGGUGUUUAUUUAUUUUUCUGUUUCUUACAGUCGUCCUUUUGUCACGUGUACUGCAGCUGCGACCUUCUAGGUUUAGGCUUUUCUCUUUUGUACAGGUUUCAGUUCAGUUGUGUUUAAUUUAAAAACUUCAGAAUGCGAAUUUGUUUCUAACUCACCCUUGUUGUACAUAUUUCGCCAGCGAUUUCGACCUGUAACGUGCAUCGAUUUAAAGUCUGCGUACUACCGAACGCGCAGAGAAAUGCAGGAAUUGAUUUUAUGUUUACGAUGUCUCUGCUUGUGUUUCGUCACGAAUCGACCAUAUGAAAAUAAAGGCACGCAAAAAUGAA